AUGGCAACCCAAUGGGACCCCCUCAAGGACAUGCCUGACCUCAAGGGCAAGGUGGCAGUCGUCACCGGAGCCACCUCGGGCAUUGGCUUCCACACGGUGAAGCAUCUGGCCGCCAAGGGCGCCAAAGUCUACUUUACGGCUCGAAACGAGGCAAAAGCCAAAAGGACGCAAGAGGAGCAUCUCGAGCUCAAUCCGCAACUGUCCGCUGAGCAGCUCCCAUGGCUCCUCGCUGACUUUGAAGAGGUUGAAACCGCGGCAAGGGCGGCAGAGUUUCUCAGAUCCAAGGAGGAAAAGGUCGAUAUCUUAGUGAACAAUGCGGGCGGAGCACCAAGGACACUGGAGCACACCUCAGCCGGAUGGGAGAAAUCCAUGGCAAGCUCCCACAUUGGCCACUUUGUUUUCACAAAUGGCGUCCUUCCCCUACUCAAAAAGGCCGCCUCGUCAGCAGAUGCCGACGUUCGCAUAGUCGUUGUCUCUUCCAACGCCAUGCACGUCGUUCUCCCGCCAGAUUACGCCUUGGACUUUACCAAGCCAGAGCUCCUGCGCGGGACACUGCCCUACACACCUAUAAAGUACAAGUUGCUGCGGCCACUGGUCUUCAACGUCAACAUGCUGCACUACGCCGUGUCCAAGCUUGCCAACGCCAUGUUCGCGAAACAACUCCAACGACAUCUGGACAGCAAGCACGUGUCCAUUGCCGUUGUGUCGCUGCAUCCCGGCGGCGUGGCGUCGGAUCGGAUCCAUGAGGUUUUCAAGCCGUGGGUGUGGCCACUGGUAUCGGGCAAUUUUGUGCCGCAGGACACUGGGUCCCAUGCCAGUUUGUUUGCUGCGACGGCCAAGGAGAUUCGCGUUGAGGAAAAGGGGUUCAUGGGAAACUACAUGGAGCCGAUGGGGGUUGUGCAUGCGGGCCACCCAUUGCUCCAUGAUGAGGCCCAGGCGCGAGGCUUGUGGGAGAACACCCAGGCGGAGGCGAACAAGUAUUUGGAGGGUAAAGGGCAUGGAGGAUUGCUUGAUUGGUGA
Messenger RNA from Emericellopsis atlantica, 1020 nucleotides. Its product is annotated as daunorubicin C-13 ketoreductase. The coding region runs from base 1 to 1020 and encodes 339 amino acids. The transcript is spliced from 4 exons. The record is from RefSeq and is a predicted model, not a curated record. Lineage: Eukaryota; Fungi; Ascomycota; Sordariomycetes; Hypocreales; Bionectriaceae.